Messenger RNA from Pseudogymnoascus verrucosus, 999 nucleotides. It is a transcript of the gene MRPS9, whose product is annotated as mitochondrial ribosomal protein. The transcript is spliced from 2 exons. Gene Ontology annotation, molecular function: RNA binding; structural constituent of ribosome. Gene Ontology annotation, biological process: translation. The record is from RefSeq and is a predicted model, not a curated record. Bases 55 to 981 code for a protein of 308 amino acids. Gene Ontology annotation, cellular component: ribosome; mitochondrial small ribosomal subunit. NCBI's taxonomy places the organism in Eukaryota, Fungi, Ascomycota, Leotiomycetes, Thelebolales, Thelebolaceae.
GACUGUCCAAUAUACCCGCCAAUUCAAUUCCCAACCCCAGGGCGGCGCUUCAAAAUGAAGGCAGCUUCGAUCCCAGGGAGAUUAGUGCGCUCGUCGCAAGUCUGCUCUUCAGCAAAUGUUUUCAGGGCGUUUCCCCGACAGCGACAUGGACUCCAAGCUUCUGCUCGACACUCGUCCACCAUAUCCGACCCUCCAGUAGCCGCGCCUCAGAUAGACUUUGCCCAGAUGUCCAGAAACAAUUCGAAGAAUCUGCACGCCCGCGUUGUUCCAGCUUCGCCUUCCUACUUCACGGGUCUCCCCCAGUUUAUGGACAGCCUCCUGAAGCUCCAGGCCCUGCUCCGCAAGAACGAGACGCUCCCUGUUGUCAAGCCCGGACAGGCGCCACGAGUAUCGUGGCAGACACUGGAGUCUUACCGGUCUUCACUGGGCGAACAUGUGCGAACUUCGAAAUACCAGAAGGUCAUUCAAAUACUGCACCGACUGAACCACAUCCACCCGACCUUGAAGACACCAGAAGUCAUUGAAGCAAUAGAAGCCCACAGGCGAACGAUUGACCCGUUCGCAAACAUAGCCAGACCGAUCACCAUAGACCGAUUUGGCAGAGCACUUGGCGUUGGACGACGUAAGUCCUCCACGGCGAGGGCGUGGCUUGUUGAGGGUAAUGGGGAGAUUUUGGUCAAUGGAAAGACAUUGGUGGAAGCAUUUUCAAGAGUCCACGAUAGAGAGAGCGCUAUUUGGGCGCUGAAGGCGACGGAGCGGAUAGACAAAUACAACGUGUGGGCCCUUGUGGAGGGUGGAGGAACGACAGGGCAGGCUGAGGCUUUGACAUUGGGUGUUACGAAGGCCCUGCUCGCACACGAGCCGUUAUUGAAGCCAGCGUUGAGGAGAGCUGGUUGUGUUACGCGCGAUCCAAGAAAGGUGGAGAGGAAGAAGACCGGCCACGUCAAGGCCAGGAAGAUGCCUGCCUGGGUCAAGAGAUAGUUGUGGGGCUGUUGCCAU